UUUCCUUUUCGCCCCCCGGCCUGGAAAUCCUCUCCCUCUUCUUCCUCCUCCUCCUCCUCCACUUCCUCAUGCUCCUUCCUCUGACAGCAACUGAAGGAAAAGGGUAGGUCGUCGAUCUCGUCAACUUUUAAGUUUUAACGACCACUCACGGUGGGUCGGACUGGUACCGAGUCCUGGUGGGGCUUUCUUUUUGGGGAGGUGUUGAUGGAGGUGAAAGACUUAUAGGGAUUCUGGGUUAGAAGAGGGAGGACAAGAGAGAGGAGGGGUCAUGUAUAGAGAGAGGAUUGUGGGAUCGGAAGCGAGGGGAGGAGUGUCGAGGUCCGACCUCACUCUGCGUGACCCUCUCGAUCGGAAACGGAUCAACGAUGCACUGGACAAGCACCUCGAGAGGUCGUCGCCGUCGACAUCGAGAGUAGGGAUAAACGGGAAGGAUAAGGAUCGGGUUUCGUUCCCCUCGACGUCUGGUGGAAAGAUGGGAAUCGGGAAUGGGCGCGACAACAAGGACGGGCGGUUGGGAUCCCUCGCGAAGAAUAAGGCCUCCGAUGAAUCGGAAACAGAUAGUGAAGAGUCUGAUGUCAGUGGCUCUGAUGCCGAUGAUACAUCUUGGAUCUCAUGGUUUUGUAGCCUUCGGGGCAAUGAGCUCUUUUGUGAAGUUGAUGACGAGUACAUCCAAGAUGAUUUCAACCUUUGCGGAUUAAGCGGCCAAGUUCCUUAUUAUGAUUAUGCACUUGACCUUAUCUUGGAUGUGGAGUCAUCUCAUGCAGGAGAUAUUUUCACUGAGGAGCAAAAUGAAUUGGUUGAGUCAGCAGCUGAGAUGCUUUACGGCCUCAUUCAUGUCCGGUAUAUUUUAACUAGCAAAGGAAUGUCUGCCAUGCUGGACAAAUACAAAACCCAUGAAUUCGGAAGGUGCCCAAGAGUCUACUGUUAUGGCCAACCCUGUCUUCCUGUCGGUGAAUCAGACAUUCCUCGAUCAAGCACCGUGAAGAUAUAUUGCCCAACAUGUGAAGAUAUAUAUUCUCCCAGGUCUAAGUACCAGAGCAACAUUGAUGGAGCUUAUUUUGGAACCACCUUCCCACAUCUCUUUCUAAUGACGCAUGGAAAUCUCAAGCCACCGAAGCCAUCUCGAAACUACGUCCCAAGAAUAUUUGGUUUCAAAAUCCACAAGCCGUGAUAACUGGAUGGCGGAUGCAAUGAAGAUCUCAUGAAGAAGAGAUGAGAAAGUAACUUCUUGUGUUAGAGAGAUCCUCCCCAUGAAUGCAAGUCCAGCUUUAACGAUCCUUCUUUAUAAAUAUUCAUCAUGAUGUUUAGAAGCGAUUGACCUGUCUGAUUUUUGGUUUAUUUUUAAUUUGUAUCCAAAGAGCCUUUAGAGCUGUAAGCUUUAAAAAGCUGAGAAUUUGAUUAAAAUUCCUGCUAGUGUUGAUGUUA
Messenger RNA from Nymphaea colorata (pocket water lily), 1425 nucleotides. RefSeq names its product putative casein kinase II subunit beta-4. Lineage: Eukaryota; Viridiplantae; Streptophyta; Magnoliopsida; Nymphaeales; Nymphaeaceae. Gene Ontology annotation, cellular component: protein kinase CK2 complex; cytoplasm. Gene Ontology annotation, molecular function: protein kinase regulator activity. The record is from RefSeq and is a predicted model, not a curated record. The coding region runs from base 269 to 1171 and encodes 300 amino acids. The transcript is spliced from 6 exons.